AAAACAAAAAUAUUGCACAGUAAAUUAAUUGUCCGUAACGGCAGGCGUACACUUGUUUGGACUAUGCAGCUUCUUUGAAGACGUGUAAACUCUUUUUGCAGAACUUUGCCACCUGCACUUCAUGUCUUCGAUCAAAUCACUUCCCCUCUCUCUUACUUCGUGUGAUCAUUUCUUGUUUUUUUGUUUCCGAUCAUCGGAUUAUGUCCUGUCCAGCGCUGUCCAUGGAACUUUUUACCAGUAAUGUUCUGUUUAUAGUCUCUAUACUCUAUUUUCUAGCAAUCCAGGAUUGUCUGGCCUCCGGGCUGAACCCUUUAGAGCCUGGUAUUUUGAUGUCCACUGAGAAAUUUGAACGAGCUGCUGCAGGAGUUCAUGAUGAUGAUGAACUUGGUAGUACUAGAUGGGCUGUUCUUGUUGCUGGUUCAAAGGGUUUUGAAAAUUACAGGCAUCAGGCUGAUGUUUGUCAUGCAUAUCAAUUGUUGAGAAAAGGUGGGUUAAAGGAAGAAAAUAUUAUAGUAUUUAUGUAUGAUGACAUAGCAAAUAAUAGUUUGAACCCAAGGCCAGGGGUCAUUAUCAACCAUCCACAAGGAGAAGAUGUAUAUGCUGGUGUACCUAAGGAUUAUACAGGGGAGCAUGUCAAUGCAAAAAAUCUCUACGCUGCGCUUCUUGGAGACAGAAAUGCUGUGGAGGGUGGAAGUGGCAAGGUGGUUGAUAGCAAGCCCAACGACAGGAUUUUCUUGUACUAUUCUGAUCAUGGCGGUCCUGGAGUUCUUGGGAUGCCAAAUCUGCCAUAUUUAUACGCAGUGGACUUCGUUGAGAUUUUAAAGAAGAAACAUGCAGCUGGGGGAUACAAAGAGAUGGUUAUAUAUAUAGAAGCUUGUGAGAGUGGGAGUAUCUUUGAGGGGAUCAUGCCGAAAGACCUGAACAUUUAUGUUACAACAGCAUCAAAUGCAGAAGAGAAUAGCUGGGGAGCUUAUUGUCCUGAGAUGGAUCCUCCUCCUCCUCCGGAAUUUGACACUUGUUUAGGCGAUUUAUAUAGUGUUGCUUGGAUGGAGGACAGCGAGACACACAAUCGGAAGAACGAAACAGUACAACAACAAUAUAGCUCAGUAAAGGAUAGGACAUCGAAUCACAACACAUACCUUGCUGGAUCCCAUGUUAUGCAGUACGGAAACAGAAGCAUUAGCACGGAGAAGCUCCAUUUAUAUCAAGGUUUUGACCCUGCCAGUUUGAACUUCUCCCCAAACAAUGCUCAUAUGAGUGCACCUAUGGAAGUUGUUAACCAGAGAGAUGCAGAGCUUCUGUUCAUGUGGCAAAUGUACAAAAGAUUAGAAAAUGGGUCAGCAAUGAAGCAACAAAUGCUGCAGAUGAUUAAAGAGACAAUUAAGCAUAGAAGUCAUGUAGAUAGUAGCGUGGAAUUAUUAGGAAAUGUAUUAUUUGGACAUAGAAAAGGUUCUUCCAUCCUUAAAUCUGUUAGAGAAUCCGGCUUGCCGUUGGCAGAUGACUGGAAUUGCUUGAAAUCAAUGGUUCGGGUAUUUGAAACACACUGCGGAUCAUUGACACAGUAUGGGUUGAAACAUAUGCGUGCAUUUGCCAAUAUUUGUAACGCAGGAGUGUCUCGAGCGUCGGUCGAAGAAGCUUGUUAUGCGAUGUGCGACUGGCAUGAUCUAGGGGAAUCAUGGCUUCCUACAACUCAAGGUUAUAGUGCAUGAUGGCAGAACGAACUUUCAUGUAAUUUUCUUGAUAUGUUGUGUUCCUGAUAUAUACAGUAAGCAGCUUGUAGAAGUUUAGUAAUGGGUAAUGAAGCAAUAAAUGUUCAUGUUCCAGUA
Molecule: messenger RNA, 1826 nt
Organism: Mercurialis annua (annual mercury)
Lineage: Eukaryota; Viridiplantae; Streptophyta; Magnoliopsida; Malpighiales; Euphorbiaceae
Product: vacuolar-processing enzyme
Exons: 9
Coding region: 201-1709 (502 amino acids)
Biological process (GO): vacuolar protein processing
Molecular function (GO): cysteine-type endopeptidase activity
Source: RefSeq, a predicted model, not a curated record